AUGUCCACCUGUCCACCCAAUGUCCACCCAACGCCCACCUGCCCACCCAACGUCCACCCAACGUCCACCCGACCAACAUCCACCUGUCCACCCAAUGCCCACCUGUCCACCCAACAUCCACCCAACCUCCACCUGCCCACCCAACGCCCACCCGUCCACCAUCCACCCACCGCCGCCCGCCCGCCCGACGUCCCCGUGUCCCGCCAGCCGCCGCUGGAGAGCCUGGCCACGGUGGAGGAGACGGUGGUGCGGGACAAGGCGGUGGAGUCGCUGCGGGCCGUGUCGCACGAGCACUCGCCGCCGGACCUCGAGGGUCACUUCGUGCCGCUGGUCAAGCGCCUGGCCGGCGGCGACUGGUUCACGUCGCGCACCUCGGCCUGCGGCCUCUUCAGCGUCUGCUACCCCCGCGUGUCCAGCCCCGUCAAGGCCGAGCUGCGCCAGACUCGGUGCGGCUGCUGGCGGUCGAGGCCUGCACAUGGACGGGGGGGGUCACCUGGGGGUCACCUGGGGGUUACCUGCGGCUCACCUGUGCUCACCUGUGCACACCUGUGCUCACCUGGGCAGGACUCGGUGCGGCUGCUGGCGGUCGAGGCCUGCGUGAGCAUCGCGCAGCUGCUGCCGCAGGAGGAGCUGGAGGGGCUGGUGAUGCCCACGCUGCGCCAGGCGGCCGAGGACAAGUCCUGGCGCGUGCGCUACAUGGUGGCCGACAAGUUCACCGAGCUGCAGCGCGCCGUGGGCCCCGAGAUCACCAAGACCGACCUGGUGGGCGCCUUCCAGAGCCUGAUGAAGGACUGCGAGGCCGAGGUCCGGGCGGCCGCCUCGCACAAGGUCAAAGAGUUCUGCGAGAACCUGUCCCCGGACUGCCGCGAGGCCGUCAUCAUGGGCCAGAUCCUGCCCUGCAUCAAGGAGCUGGUGUCGGACGCCAACCAGCACGUGAAGUCGGCGCUGGCCUCGGUGAUCAUGGGGCUGUCGCCCAUCCUGGGCAAGGACAACACGGUGGAGCACCUGCUUCCGUACUGGUCCGAACUGGUCCGCGCCGCUUUCCCCGCAGUGUACGCCAUCCGCGAGGCCGCCACCAGUAACCUGCGGAAGCUGGUGGAGCGCUUCGGGCACACCUGGGCGCAGGGCACCAUCGUGCCCAAGGUGCUGGCCAUGGCCGCCGACCCCAACUACCUGCACCGCAUGACCACGCUCUUCUGCAUCAACGUGCUGUCGGAGGUGUGCGGGCAGGAGGUGACCACCACGCAGAUGUUGCCCAUGGCCCCGUGUCUCACCUGUCCCACCUGUC
Molecule: messenger RNA, 1288 nt
Organism: Lonchura striata (white-rumped munia)
Lineage: Eukaryota; Metazoa; Chordata; Aves; Passeriformes; Estrildidae
Source: RefSeq, a predicted model, not a curated record